This is a messenger RNA of Eurytemora carolleeae, 1859 nucleotides long. RefSeq names its product ectonucleoside triphosphate diphosphohydrolase 5. Gene Ontology annotation, molecular function: GDP phosphatase activity; UDP phosphatase activity. The transcript is spliced from 17 exons. The record is from RefSeq and is a predicted model, not a curated record. Gene Ontology annotation, biological process: nucleoside diphosphate catabolic process. Lineage: Eukaryota; Metazoa; Arthropoda; Copepoda; Calanoida; Temoridae. Gene Ontology annotation, cellular component: membrane. Bases 97 to 1419 code for a protein of 440 amino acids.
UCCUAUAUAGCACUAUGAGCUCCUACGUGCAGUUUUUUUUAGUGGAAUGUAGUCUGAAAUAACCAAAAUCUGUUUGAGGUACAAUUAAGAAAUAAUAUGGAUGAUACACUUAGGAGACGUAAAAAUAUAGUUCAAGAGAGCAGUAGUUCACAUCAUACACAGAAAAGGACUAAAGGAGAAGGUGGAUCCCUUCUAGUAUAUUUAGUUGCUGGGCUAGGGAUCUUAUCUCUUUAUAUAUUUGUAUUCCCCAAACAUACAAUUAAUAGACAAAUUUUGAGACAUGUUGAGACUAAUCUGAACUCCUAUGAGUUGAUGGAAAAAAAACAUGCAGUUAUAAUAGACGCAGGAAGUACAGGGUCAAGAGUUCUGGCAUUUUCAUUUUAUAAAUCAGCUGUUACUGGAGAGUUAGUUCUUCACGAUGAGUUGUGGCACGAAGUUAAGCCAGGUCUAUCAUCCUUUGCAGACUCCCCAGACAAGGGAGGAGAAACUAUUCUUCAACUUAUUCAGAUUGCAAAAGGUCGAAUACCUGAAAGUCACUGGGCAGAAACACCAAUAUCAUUAAAGGCUACAGCUGGGCUUAGAUUACUACCAGCAGAGAAGGCAAAAACUCUUCUAAACACAGUCAAAUCUACUCUUCUCAACUCAGGAUUUAAAAUAGUUUCUGGUGACCCUGGAGUUGAAAUCAUGUCAGAUUUAGAGGAAGGAAUAUUUGGUUGGGUGACGGUCAACUUCCUGCUCGACAAGCUGGGAGAGCCAGGAGACUCUGCAGUUGCACUUGAUCUUGGUGGUGGAUCAACACAAAUAUCAUUUCUUCCAGUUCAUGUGUCAACUUUACAGGAAACACCGGAACAGUUUCUUCACAUUAAGGAUAUUUCUGGAGUAGAAACUUCAAUUUAUACACACAGCUAUUUGGGACUUGGUUUAAUGGCUGCUAGGAAAGCAAUACUUCAGGCGGCUCGGACUCAGAAUGGGGAAUAUGUCAAUCCUUGCUUUAAAAAGGCUGAGAGCUGGUCGUUCCAUGGUGAAGAGUUCAGUAUUUUACCGCACAAUGGCGCUGAUUUCAAUACUUGUCACCAGCUUGUUAGCUCAGUUUUAAGUUCUAAGAACAUUCAUAGUCCUUCAGAGUUGGAAGCUCGUAGUAUUGUUGCCUUUUCAUACUUCUAUGACAGAGCUGUAGAUUCAAACCUUAUUCCGAGCUCAGGGGGUCAGCUCACAUUAGCUCAGUAUAGACAGGCUGGUGAGAGAUGGUGCACAGACCUGGAGGCUUCAUUUCAAUGCAUCGAUCUUACCUUUAUAUACGCACUCCUCUCAACUUACGGAAUCAAAGACAGUACUCCGAUUGGUAUUUACAAAAAGAUCAAUGGACAUGAAACCAGCUGGGCCCUUGGAGCUGCGCUUGAUCUUCUUAGCCGACAAUAGGACUCUUGAUCUUCUUACCCGACAAAAGGGCUCUUGAUCUUCUUAGCCGACAAAAGGACUCUUGAUCUUAUUAACCGACAAAAGGAUUCUUGAUCUUCUUAGCCGACAAUAGGACUCUUCAUCUUCUUAGCCGACAAUAGGACUCUUAUUCUUCUUAGCCGACAAAUGGACUCUUGAUCUUCUUAGCCGACAGUAGGACUCUUGAUCUUCUUAGCCGACAAAAGGACUCUUGAUCUUCUUAGCCGACAGUAGGACUUUUGAUCUUCUUAGCCAACAAUAGGACUCAUAAUCUUCUUAGCCGACAAUAGGGCUCAUAAUCUUCUUAGCCGACAAUAAGACUCAUAAUCUUCUUAGCCGACAAUAGGACUUAUAAUCUUCUUUGCCAACAAUAAGAUUCUUGAUCUUCUUAGCCGACAAUAGGACUCUUGAUCUUCUUAGCC